Molecule: messenger RNA, 915 nt
Organism: Penicillium olsonii
Lineage: Eukaryota; Fungi; Ascomycota; Eurotiomycetes; Eurotiales; Aspergillaceae
Source: the annotation of a GenBank genome assembly
AUGGUUAACUUGAUCACUGUUUUCGGUGCCACUGGCAACCAAGGCGGCUCGGUCAUCGACUCCGUCCUCAAUGAUCCUCAGCUCUCCAGCGAGUUCAAAGUGCGCGGCAUUACCCGUGACACCACCAAGAAGUCUUCCCAGGACCUCGCCAAGCGCGGCGUCGAUGUUGUUUCGGCCAACCUUGACUCCGUGGAUUCCCUCACCGCCGCGCUGCAGGGCUCCCACACAGUCUUCCUCGUCACCAACUACUGGGAGACCAUGAAAGCGGACGUGGAGUACUCUCAGGGGAAAAAUGUUACCGAUGUCUGCAAGGCUCUCGGCGUUUCUCAUCUGAUUUUCUCGUCGCUUCACCACGUAACGGAAGAGACGAAGGGUCGUCUCACCAACGUUCCCCACUUCGACAGCAAGGCAAAUGUCGAGAAGUACAUCCGCGCCUCCGGAAUCAGCUGCAGCUUCGUUCUUCCUGGAUAUUAUAUGUCCAACUUCUUCCAGAUGCUCAACCAGGCCGAGGAUGGUUCAUACCAGCUCUUCUACCCUGUCAACAACGAUGCCAAGUUCCCUCUGUUUGACGCCGCCCAAGACACCGGCCUCUUCACGAAGGCCGCUCUCAAGCACAAAGGUCAAUUGAAGAACCACCAGAUCUUGGCCGCUGCCAAAUAUUACACUCCUCAGGAGAUCGUCGAUACCUUCUCUCGGGUCUCUGGCAAGAAGGCUAUGUUCAUCGAGGUCAACGCGGAGCAAUACAAGGCCUCCCUGCCACCCGCUGUUGCGACGGAAUAUCUCGAGAAUCAGCUCUUUGUGGCUGAGCCUGGCUACUACCUUGGAGAGCCUCUCGAGCCUAGCUUGGAGCUUCUUGACAACCAGCCCACUAACUGGGAGCAGUUUGUCCGGAAGAACCUGUCUUCCUGGAAAUAA